CUCGAGUACUUUUUUUGCCUUGUUUGGAUGGAGCCACCAUUACCGUCUCCAUGCAUGGGCGCAUCUCUAAACUAAACAACCCAUGCAUGCCUGCCAACCCUCCACCACAUCUGGCUACGUAUAUAUCCUUGUCCCUCGCCCCAGGACGACCUACUCUCCUCGGACGACCUCAUCACCAUUUCUUCUCCCCCGGGUCAUUGUUGUUUUUUAAAAGACCAAUUGGUCCGCGCAAUGGUUUGAGUUUCCAUUGCCAUCUUUCAUCUCUGUAUAAUACUUUGUUUGACCCCUUCUCGAAAUCCUCCCCCACUGCCACCAGCAUCCCAUACACGCGGCUUGGGUGUUGGUCAUUCCGUCUUGCCCGUGUCAUUCUUUGAUACCACCUCCAACGACGGACACAGACAAAGCGCUCUGCUUGUCCCAUCUACUACCUCGAUCGUUAGGGUCCUUCUAGACAGAAAGGAAGAAGAGACUUGAAGACAGAGCGAGAGCAGGACUUGGCUUCGGAAGCUGCACGACGACAACACAUAGAUCGAGCAAGAACUCAUCAUCCGGGACUCUCUCGACAGUCAUCACCACACGCUACUCUAGAUCCACGAGCGUGAUACCUCGUAGGAAGCAGAGCAGAUUGGAGAUACCAUCUAGAUUUCUCGCAUUCACAUCACCUUGGGUACCAGUUUGAAACUGUUGGAAAGUUCUCAGGUUGCCUCACCUUCAGCAGAACACCUCACACCUCACACACCUCGGUCAGAAAACAAAAUAGUGGGCCAUUUCAUCUGAAUACGCAACAAACAUAUUCACCAAAGGGCAAAUCAAAGAACAAGUCACGGGACUUGUUCAAAUUCACCAAGACGAUAUUCUGAGAAGGAAGGCACGCUCAAGGCCUGGACCUCCUGCCACCUCCUGACCCUUCGAGAAUUUCUCUGGACCAGAAGGCACAAAACCCAACUCCUUCUCCCACUCUCUUCUUCUCAUCCUCCUCACCCUCCACAACCAACCAACAACCACGCGCGCAAUUCCUCCCAUUGCGGCUUUGUUGGGUUCCCCUUCCCAUCUCCGUCAAAACCUCUUCACGACCUUCUCCGAAUUACCUCAGAACCACGCACGCGCACUUCCCAACCGCAGGAAGCAAUUCACGAUGGCAGACAUCAUGAAUCUCUUCUUGCCCAACCUUGGCUUCGGUUGGUCUCCUACCGCCUGGAUGUACCUGUUCAUCGCCCUUUGGCUUCAUCGCUACACUCGCCUGCUCGUCAACUGCGUCAGCCACUGGGUCUACAAGUCCAAGCCGAUUCCCGCCAACCCUACCUUCACGGCUGACGAUGUUACCGUCAUCAUCCCCACCAUUCACAAUGUCUUCGAGGAGCUUCGCCCUUCUCUGCUUAGCAUUAUCGCCUGCAACCCUCGCGUUCUGAUGCUCGUCACUACCAGCGAGAAGCAUGCCUCUCUUGAGAAGCUUGCUCGCAGCCUUCCUCACCCUAAUGUUCAGGUCUACUCUACCCCCAUUGCCAACAAGCGUCUUCAGGUCUGCGAGGCUCUGCCCAAGGUGACUACCAAGCUCACCAUCAUGGCUGACGAUGAUGUCACCUGGCCUUCUACAAUGAUGCCCUGGAUUCUCGCUCCCUUCGAAGACCCCAAGAUUGGCGGCGUCGGCACUUGCCAGAGAGUUAAGCGCGUCUGGGAUGGCCCGCUGUCCACUCGCAUCUUCAACUGGCUCGGCGCUGCCUACAUUGAGAGACGCAACUUCGAGAUCUCAGCCACCCACAACCUCGAUGGCGGUACUUCCUGCAUGUCUGGCCGAACUGGUGCCUACCGAUCUGAGAUUCUGUCCAGCCACGACUUCCUUGAGGGCUUCAAGACCGAGAAGUGGGGCAAGUACAUCCUGAACGCCGACGACGACAACUUUGUCACUCGCUGGCUCGUCAGCCACCAGUGGAAGACCUGGAUCCAGUACGAGAAGGAGUGUGAGCUUGAGACCACUCUGGAGAACAGCACCAAGUUCCUCUACCAGUGCUCUCGCUGGGCUCGCAGCAACUGGCGUAGCAACUGGACCAGUCUUGUCCGCGAGAGAUACGUUCUCACUCAGCAGCCCUGGUGCACCUAUGCUCUCCAUAUUGCAACCUUCACUUCCUUGGCGUUCCUCUUCGACCCUCUCAUCAUCUUUGCUUUGUGGAAGGGCACUGCCGACUGGGACGUUGAGAGCCGCCGCCAGGCCCUCUGGGCUCAGAUCAUCUUCGUGUUCGGUUUCACCAAGGUCGUCAAGCUCGUGAACCUCUUCCGUCGCAACCCUAGCGACAUUCUCUUCUUGCCUGUCUCUAUCCUCUUUGGAUGGGCCCAUGGAAUCAUCAAGCUUUACGCCUUGUCUACCCUCAAGAUGACCUCCUGGGGCAGCAGAGCCGAUGGUGAUACCAACGAUGACAUCCGUCUGACUCCUCGUCCCAAGCGAGCCAUGAGUCUGACCACGCCCCCUGGUGGUCAGGACCUCGUCCGCUACCGCUUCGAGCGCCAGAUGACCGAGAAGGUCUCUGACUGGCACCGCCCGACUAACGAGGCGCGUCGACCCCAGACUGUGCGCAUGAACACCUUCCCCGCGAAGGAUAUCAAGGCGCCUCACGUCACCUUCUCCCUCCUGGAGCACCCCACGGACUAGAUCCACGGCAACCACGAAUAUCACGAAUUAUGAAUUUGCAACACAUUGGUUUGCCAGAGGAGAAACGGGACUCUGGCUUGGGUGGCUUUCUUAUGUCUUCUUUCCUGGAACGCGGAAACAAAGAGGGUUAAUCAUCCACCCUUUCUUCAUUUUCUUUUCGCCUCUUUUCCGGAAAACAAAAUCACCGACCCAAAAGGACUUUGGAAGGGGAAAAGUUUUGUUGUUCUUUCCUCUUUACGAUGAAUACACGAACGAUCGCAUACGGGAAAUGGAACCACAGCACAGAAGUGCGUGUCAAGAGUAUAAUCAUCAACGGCAUGGAAACCAUUCAGCAUGGACAGCAGGAAUAGGUGGUUUGGUCAUCUGCUUCAGGGAUACAGUGUUUCCUCCCUGGAUUUUCUCGACUCUUGGUCUCUUUUUCUUUCGUUUUCUUUUUACCAAAAAACCCCCCAAAAUUGGCGAGGGCAAAGGAUUGGUUGGUCUUUGUGAUUUCUUUUUUUCCUUCCCCUCAAUUUCAGAAACGAAAGAGAGGUAGUCGGAAGAGGUACAUCGCGCGGCGGGCAACAGGGCAGGCAGCUUUGAUCUUCGUCGGAGGCAUUUUAUCCGAUGCAUUGCAAGACAUGGGAAAUCAGGAAGACACACAGAGAGAGAGAGGGCGGCAAGGCAUUAGACAGUUGGUCUCUACCAUUAUCCCAUCUUCUUUCCACUCAGACCAAGAGACAGCUUUCCAUAGACUGAAGAAAAGAAAGCAAAUUUCCACAAUAACCCAUGCCCCCCCAAAAACGAGGCUUGUGAGGUCUACUCCACUAUCUAUCAGUAGUUCAUGAUGCGAUGCGUGAUGUCGGGCAGCUGCAUAUCUUUCUUCAACACAAUUUGCAAAAAGAAAGGGCUACCGAGCCAAUGGGAACACAACGUCCCUGCAUCCUGACGAACUGGGGGAUCGACU
Messenger RNA from Colletotrichum scovillei, 3590 nucleotides. RefSeq names its product glycosyltransferase family 2. The record is from RefSeq and is a predicted model, not a curated record. NCBI's taxonomy places the organism in Eukaryota, Fungi, Ascomycota, Sordariomycetes, Glomerellales, Glomerellaceae. The coding region runs from base 1136 to 2644 and encodes 502 amino acids. The transcript is spliced from 4 exons.